CGAUGACAGGCUGGCAAUACAAGUAAGUCCAUGUCCUCUUGUUCCUCUCGAAGGUGACAAUCGCUUGUUUUACGUUCUGUCUCGUUCUUUUAGACUGCCCCUUACAGAGGCACUCUGCGAUUAAAAAUGGGAUUAAAGGCAGCAAAACACUACCAGACAAUAAAUCUUGACAACCAUGAUGAUUCAGAAACCAAGCGCGCAGUCUUAGACCGAACCAAGGCCUCUUAUGAUCGGGCAUUGGCGACUUUUGAUGACUUUCUCGAGCUACAUCCAGGGGCAUCCUGGCCACUUGAUACUCGCACUUAUAAGGGGUUCAUGGAGUUUGUGAGCAAGAAUAUGCCAGGCCGACUAGGAGAGCACCCGACGUUGGAGACAAUGGAAUCCUUUCGUCGCCAAUUUGAGGCUGGUCUACUUUUGCGCCGUGAUUUUCGAGUCCAAGAGCACAUGUCGACCACUAUUAAGGAAUGGAUAAGAAAAGAUCUCAGGGAUCUCGUCGACCUUUCAGAUGCGGAAAUGGACAAAGAUAGUCUCUCACCAAAUGACCUAAUGGUUCUUCUCACACAGCUCUGGUGUCGAGACUUUAAGGAGUACCGGGGAACUUGCCCUGAUCGCUCACGAGUUCAACUAAGCGCCUCUUUGUUAUUAUACUGUUUUACAUCAGCAAGAACUGGGGAGGUACAUGAGUCAACAGCCCGCCGAGAAUUGUCACGCAAGCAAUCCUCUACAGCUGGGCAGUACGAAGCAAGGGCUCUUGCAGCAUGUUACAAGCACUUUACUCUGACUAUUGAACUGGUUGAUGGUAUCAAGAUGUUAGUUCUUACAUACUCCCGCGAAUAUGUGAAGGGAUUCUGGAGAAGAAAGCAUUGGCAGCGUCCUAUUCACGGCUUUUACGAGAUGUAUAGAGAACACACGCCUCUAUUUUUCAAUCUCUUGGUGUUCUUCUUGCCGUUAGCCUCUGCAGAUCGAGCCUUUCGUGAUUUCGAAUCUGUAAGCGAGAUCCUGGCUCUAGCUGAGUCUAUACAAAGCGACGAAAGUGAGAAAAUUCUGGCUACUAUAGAUUUCACGCCAGAAGUCAAGGACAUUCCUCUGUUUCGACCCUACAAUGAACAGGAAAUACAAAAGUCAACAGGAAGGUCUCGUGGCGCGGACUCCUUUGGAAAAGAUUUUGCCGAGCUUGGGAACCGUGCAGGAUAUACACGGAAUGUUACUGCACGCGCUUGUCGUCGAUGGGCUUUGAUGGAGACCGAUAAGCAUCAUUCAGAGACUGCAAGGAUGAAGUUUGCAGGCCAUAUUCAGAGAGACACCUUCGGCAGAUCCUAUGCACACCCCCUCAGUGAAGUUGAUGGGCCCGCAACGUAUUUAGGCAUCCUAACUCGCCAUGAGCAUAUACAAAACCGUCGAAGCAUGGGAAUACAUCGAAUUCCGCAACUUUGGCAAUCACUCCCAGCUAAAGCUGAGUUUGAGUUUCUCGAGAGAGAAGAUGUUAUGUCUCUUGAUAACAAGAUGGAUCAGCUCACCAGAGAAAUGGGAGAGGCGAGGGAAUCAACCGAGAAAUGUAGACUCCGAGUGGAACAACACCGGAUAUACAAUGAGAAGCAGAUACUUUACAAGCAAGAGCUUCGAAGAUUGCAGCAAACCCAAAGGAAAGGUUCGACCACUCAGCAAGGUAGCAUAUUUGAACAGACCCUCUUCUCUUUUACAAGAAAAGUGAUGCCCGAGCGUGAUCUGCUUGCACAACUACUCCCAAAGAAUGAGAGUUUGCGAAGUGCGACGGGGUUGAAAGUUCUUGCAGCUCUAGAAUCUAUAUGCUCUGGUAGCAGCACAAACGUUUACGGCGCUGGCAUGCAAGCUGUUGAUGGGGAAUGCUUUUGCGGAAGCGCCCUCAGCGCAUUCCAUCCUCAUCGCCGCUGGCUUCACCUCUACCGUUGUUAUGAAAAACGGACUCGUGAAAAUAGCCGUUACAAUUUUUCACAGGCUUGCAUUGCAUGCUGUCAAUGGUUCUCAGAUCCAGAACUUUGGAACUCACAUUGCGAGGCUCAUCUAAGUAGGCCUCAUGAGUUAAGUCGUUGCGACCUUAUAAUAUUUCGACAUGCCAUAGCAAAGGCGGCCUAUUGUCCAUUCUGCCUCGGUAGUACUGAUUUGGAGCCGUCACAGCGUAUGUGUCAAUUUCUCGAUCGCAGCAAAUGGCUAGACCAUAUUGAAUCCCACCUGAGUUCUCACAUACUAUGUAACAGGCAUCACUGCAGGCAUCCAGCAUGUUCAGUGGCUUUGACAAGCUUGCGUGACUUGCGGCACCAUUUGGAAGAUGUCCACUGUGUUCUACCAUUGCGCGGAAAAAAGAGAAAGCUUGAGUAAGAUAUCUAAGUACGGGCUUUUCAAACUGUUUGAAAUUCUGGUAGUUUCAUCACACUAUCAAUUAGAGCUU
Messenger RNA from Aspergillus saccharolyticus JOP 1030-1, 2425 nucleotides. RefSeq lists its product as uncharacterized. The transcript is spliced from 6 exons. Lineage: Eukaryota; Fungi; Ascomycota; Eurotiomycetes; Eurotiales; Aspergillaceae. Bases 127 to 2355 code for a protein of 742 amino acids. The record is from RefSeq and is a predicted model, not a curated record.